Brassica rapa (field mustard) is the source of this 2559-nucleotide messenger RNA. Its product is annotated as BEL1-like homeodomain protein 5. Gene Ontology annotation, biological process: regulation of DNA-templated transcription. Gene Ontology annotation, molecular function: DNA binding. The record is from RefSeq and is a predicted model, not a curated record. NCBI's taxonomy places the organism in Eukaryota, Viridiplantae, Streptophyta, Magnoliopsida, Brassicales, Brassicaceae.
UCCUCGACUAAAACGUUCCCUAUAUUCGAUCAUCUAAAUAUUUUGAUAUUUAUCUAUUAUGCUACCAAGUCCCCAGUCUAGGCACCCAUGCACAACUGAAAGGUUCAAAAAUACAAUGAACAAAACUAUUUUAUUUAAUUCUAUCAACCUUUUCAGCCUUUCUUCAAUACGAUUUCAGACAAAGUUACACCCAGAGAAAAUAAUUCGCACACAUACAUACAGUAUAUGUAUUUGUACAAAAAAGCAUAAUUUUCUUCAGAUAUAGAUCAUUUUCUUGACUAGGCUCUAAAAUGAGAUAUGUAACUUCCUGUGCAUAUGUCAUGCAUGAUGAAUAACAAUCAUCGUUGUAAGAGGACUCAUACAUAGAUUGGUCAUUAGUCAAUGACCAUUUAUUGAAAUUCAAAACAGCACAAGAAAAUAAUCGUGAGUGUCACUGUUUAGUUAUCCAAUCAGAUGAAAAGAAGAAAGUAUACAUUUCCAAUUUCUCAAAAGUCCAAUCAUAGUUUAUAUAUAUAAGCGACUUACUAGGCAGAAAUGUGUACAUGUCCUCAUAUUAUAAAUCGCUCUUGGACUUUCUAGUUGACAGAUCAUUGAAGCAUUGAACACAGAGGACAAUUGGAAACUCACACCUAUAAUUUGCAGCUCAUCAUUUCUAAUAAUAAAAACGGUAAAUAAAAUGUCUUGAUAUGCUCCAUUCUCAUUUUCAUCAUCUCUUUUAUUUCGUAUGCUCUUAUCGUCUCCUUCAAGCAAAGCUAGAUCAUUUCAGAUCCAUGUAAUAUAAUUUGAGGUUGAGGUAACAAUAUAAUGGCUGUUUUCUUCCAAGGAGAAACUGAAAUGAGAGAACCCUCUUCCGAUCUUUUUAUGGUGAACCUGAAUCCGUCCCCUGAUCAGACAAUGACCAUUAAUGCUCAUAACAAUCACUUUUACAACUUGUGCUUCGCGCCCCAACAACAUCCACAGCGAAUGAACAAAUAUGAAGUACUAGAUCAUAUCGAACAAGCGAAUUGUUCGGCGAUCUCCACGGUUUCAAACGGGAGAGUAACGCAAAGCUUCAGGGCUUUGGCUCCGACCUACUUAAGAGUUGCUCAAGAAUUGCUCAAUGAGAUUGUCCAUGUUGGACACGGUAGCCGUGGCGCAAAACAAGAGCAACAAAUGAAUAAUGAGUCGGCGACUUGUGGAUUAUACAAUGGAGUUGGGAAUAUAAAUGGUGGCCCUAAGUCUGGCGUUUGUCGGCAGGAGUUGCAAUUGAAGAGAGCAAAGCUCAUCUCCAUGGUGGAAAAGGUUGAACAGAUAUACAAGCAAUACCACGACCAAAUGCAGACAGUAAUCUCAUCGUUUGAGCAAGAAGCGGGUUUAGGCUCAGCAAACUCGUACACACAUAUGGCGUUGCAAACAAUAUCAAAGAAGUUUCGUGCUGUGAAAGACAUGAUAUGUUUGCAAAUCAAACACAUAAACAAUUUGUUAGGAGAAAAAGAAUGUGAAGGUGUAAGUUUAGCCAAGCAGUUGGGGAAGAUGCCAGAUAACCAUUCAAAUGCUUGGAGACCACAACGAGGUUUGCCCGAAACAGCUGUUUCCGUUCUUCGGGCUUGGCUUUUUAACCAUUUUCUUCACCCAUAUCCAAGGGAUUUAGAUAAAGAAAUGCUUGCCAAACAGACUGGCCUUACUAAAAGCCAGGUAUCAAAUUGGUUCAUAAAUGCUCGAGUUCGAGUGUGGAAACCAAUGGUGGAGGAGAUGUAUUUGGAAGAAAUGAAUAUUGAAGAAAGCAGAAAAGGAGGAAACCUCAGUGAACAUGGUAACAAAGGUUCAUCCUCUAAGCAACUUUGCAAUAAUACAACUUCAGAUGAAUCUUCGAACUUGAUCUUACCCGCGUUUCAUCAAGGAUUCAUUGAAAAUGAAACCUCUAUGCAAAACUCAUUCUCAAGUUGCAGCGUAAUGACGUUCGGGAAGCAACACGUGAACCAAGCUAAGUUGAUCCAAUUCAAUGGAGGGUUCGAAAACUAUCACGCAAUGGUUGGAAACUGUGUCUCCCUUUCUCUUGGCAUGCCUCAUUCUUGCGACCAAUCCUUCAACAACAUUCAGUUUGGGUCGACAAGUAAUGAAACUAAGAUCUCGGGCAUAUAUCCCUCUUUAACAUAUCAAAACAUGGAUUAGAGAUCUGAAUAGAUAUCAUAAAAAUAUAAAUCUGCAUGUUGUUGUGGCUUCUUGUGUGUAUAGCCUUAGUCAAUGGUUGCUUUCAUAUAGAUCAUAGGCAGAAGAAAUGACUAAAAUAUAGAGUUUGAUAAAACCUGCAGAUAACAAUAUUUAGCUUAAGACUAUAGAUACUCAAUGGUCUUGCUAUAUUCAAGAUGGCAUAGUAUCGAUAGAAUGCUUGACAAAUGGGUGUAAAUAGAGAUCAUGUCAACCAUGAGAUCCAUGUGUUUCCUUUAGUUGUGUGUUUUAUAAAUGUGUUUGUGUGUGUAAAUGUGUUACACCAGGCAACAGCGUCGAGUAUAAUUUCUUAUGCAUACCUAUGUAUGAGUUUAUUUGUUAUUUUAUAUAUAAACAAUUAAGUGACGCAUC